GCUUCGCCUCCUGCUGUCUGUCUUCCCGCUCUUUACCCUCAGAGCCUUCCUUAAGAAGUUUCAAGUCUCCUGAGAUUUUCCUGGACAGAGAAACCUCAUUGUAACCAAACCAAAAUGCAAAGCCCUAAUGGCUUGAAGGUGGGGCAAGAAGGAUGAUUCUAUUGGUAGUAAAUCUAACUCAGGGGUCCUUUAAGAGUGUCCAGAAAGUACGAAAAGAAGAGCCGAUGCCUCCCGGGCCUGGGGUACUGGAGUUAGGGACAGCUGACACCAGUGCUUCACUUGGUCCAGAAGGCGCCUGGACAAAGGCAUCCUUUCCGGGCCCGCUUGUUCCUCCAUUGUCGCCAGAGGGCGUAGCAUGGUGCUGGUGCACAGCGCGUGCGCAGCAGGCGCAAAGGUUUCUGCAGGCCGCAGCGGAAGACAUGAAGACUGCAGCGGCGGCUGGGGAGGUCAGCGUUGACGGGCGGCCGAAGCUGGCACUGUGCGUCCUCUGCGGCUUGCCGGCGGCCGGAAAGUCGACCUUCGCUCGUGCGCUGGCCCUCCGGCUGCGGCAGGAGCGGAGCUGGGCAGUGGGCGUCCUCUCCUACGACGAUGUGCUGCCCCCCGCGCUCCCGGAUGACGUUAGCACACAACCUCGGCCAUCCCAGUGGAAAAUGUUUCGGCAAGAACUGUUAAAGCACCUGGAAUGUUUCCUCGUCGCGGUCAUUAGUGGGGGUCAGAUGUCUGCCCCACCCAACAGGACUGAAACCAUGUGGGAAGAUUUUAUAACUUGCUUAAAAAAACAGGAUUUGAUCUUUUCUGCAGCACAUGAGGCUCAGCCUUGCCAGCUCUUGGCAAAAACUGCUGCUUCUAGACGUUUGUUUUUGGUGUUAGAUGACAACUUUUAUUACCAAAGUAUGAGAUAUGAAGUCUACCAACUGGCUCGGAAAUAUUCACUGGGCUUUUGCCAGCUCUUUUUAGAUUGUCCCCUGGAAACAUGUUUGCUGAGGAACGGCCAGAGACCCCAGCCACUGCCUAAUGAGACCAUCCGCCUCAUGGAGAGAAAGAUAGAAAAGCCCAACAGUGAGAAAAAUGCCUGGGAACACAACAGCCUCGUAAUUCAGAGUUCAUCAUGUUCCUUGGAGGCCAGCCUGGAGGUGACUGAUUUGUUGCUUACUGCUUUGGAAAAUCCCAUAAAAUGUGUUGAGGACAAUACGGAACAAAAGGAAACAGACAGAAUUAUUUGUUCUACUAACAUCCUCCAUCAAGCUGAUGAAACACUCCGCAGAACCAUCUCUCAGACAAUGAAGGAAGCCAAAGAUGAGAAAAUACCUCUUAAUAACUUGAAGCGUCUAGCAGAAGACCUUAACAAGCUCAAAGCAGAUUUUUUGGAAGAUCUACGACAAGGAAACAGACGAUAUCUGUGCUUUCAGCAAACCACUGACUUAUCAGAUAUUAUUUCUUCUUUUUGUGAUGAGAGAGAUACCGUUGUGCAGAAGUAUUUUUCAAAGCAACAUUAAACUUUCUGAAUUUCUAAUCAGACUCCUGACUUGGGUAAACUUUUGCAAACAAUUUUGUAUGACUGGGUG
Molecule: messenger RNA, 1565 nt
Organism: Microtus oregoni (creeping vole)
Lineage: Eukaryota; Metazoa; Chordata; Mammalia; Rodentia; Cricetidae
Gene: Pstk
Product: phosphoseryl-tRNA kinase
Exons: 6
Coding region: 153-1496 (447 amino acids)
Molecular function (GO): tRNA binding; kinase activity
Source: RefSeq, a predicted model, not a curated record